Microplitis mediator is the source of this 2176-nucleotide messenger RNA. RefSeq names its product zinc finger protein 93-like. Bases 100 to 1467 code for a protein of 455 amino acids. NCBI's taxonomy places the organism in Eukaryota, Metazoa, Arthropoda, Insecta, Hymenoptera, Braconidae. The record is from RefSeq and is a predicted model, not a curated record. The transcript has 4 exons. Gene Ontology annotation, molecular function: zinc ion binding. Gene Ontology annotation, cellular component: nucleus.
GAUGUUGGUUAUGUCUCCACUAUAAACAUGACGCUUUUUGCUAAGUUAUUUUCAUAAUUAAAUCAAAAUAGUAUUAUUUAUAACAGUAUUCAAAUAUUUAUGAGAAUGGAAUCAAGAAACGGAACAACUUUUCAAGAGUAUGGUGAUACAAAUCUUGUAAAUUCAGUUAAAAAAAUCGUCUACACAAAUGUCAUUGAAACACUCGAUACAAAUGAUAGAUAUUUAAUACUGACGAAUGAAAGCGAGCAAAAUAGCGGCUAUGAAUCAGGAACAUCAGUAAUCAUAGAUCCAUCGAAUAGUAAUUCGGCAGAGCAAUCAAACUCAUUGAUUUCUCUGCAAGAUUUAUGUCGUGUAUGUGCCAACACCAACAGUCACAUGGUUCCAAUAUUCCAAGGCGAAGGAGUACAGCACGAUUUAAUAAAUAAAAUAAUCAAGUAUUUGCCAAUAAAUGUCACCGAAAAUGACACUUUGCCUCUGCAAUUGUGUUACAAUUGCGCGGCAACUUUGAUUGCUUGGCAUUCUUUGCUAGAGGGAUGUCUGGAUGCCGAACAGAAACUUUUAGGAAUUGAAAAGCAAAUACGAAUCAACGAACAGGCGGAAAAGUCUGAUGUCAAUGAAACGUCACAGGAAGCAUUAGUUGAAUCCCCAGCAUGUGUUGAAAACAAAAUAAUUGAAAAUUUAGAACAAGGAAAAGAAGGAGACCGCGAGGAACCUCAACCACCCAAUGAAGAAAGGUCUCCCAGUGGUAGCCAACGAUCGCGAAUCAAGAAGAAACGAGUUGCAAGUGGACAACGAUCUACUCAACAAAACACUCUGAUAUCAAAGUCAAUAAUAAUAAUUGAUGGAGUAAACCACUACAAGUGUUUAGAUUGCAAUAAAAUAUUAUCAACUGUCUAUAACUUUUUGACACAUCGAAAUAUUCAUUCGGAAGAUACUCCGUAUGUAUGCAAAUCAUGUGGCAAAGGUUUCAACGCUUUGUCUGGAUUGAAUAGACACAAAAAAUUAAUUCAUGGUGCUAAUAAAAAAUAUCCGUGCGGUCAGUGUGAUCGUAAAUUUUCUUCAAAAGUCACUCGCGAUGAACAUCGACGUACUCAUUUAGACGAGCGUCCGUUUGCCUGUCAACUUUGCGGGAAAGCGUUCAAGCAAAAAUCAUCUUUGUACAGUCACAGAAAAUUCCAUCAAACACUGACAGUACCGAUACACAAGUGUCCCGAUUGCGAGCGCGUUUUCCCACGUCGUCAAGAGCUAGAUAAACAUAUUUUAGUUCAUACUAAAGAAAGACCUUACUCUUGUAGUAUUUGUGGAAAAAAAUUCCGUACAAGUGGGUGCGUUAGUCGUCACAAACGUACACAUGGUACGGAAAAAAAUAACGAAUGUGAAAUUUGCGGUUCACGAUUUAGUCAAGAGCGAUAUCUAAAGAAUCACCAUCGGCAUAAACAUAAAACACCAGCAAUCACAGCAAUAUGAUGUGGAAAUAUUUAUUUUCCAGGUGUUACGCAGAAACAUCUGAUUUUUUAAUUACAGACUGGAAACGACAAAAAUGCACAGAAUAUUUAAAUUUUAUGUGACAAGUUUGGAAGACUGUCAUAAUUUAUGAUACUGAAGUUAGCAGACGUCUAAUAAUUUUUGGAUUUUUUUUUUAAACGAUAAACCAGAAGAAAAAAAAUAUUUGAAAAAAUUGGACCUGUAGUUUUUUAAAUUUUCUACAUGUGCAUAUUUUUAGUUUUUUUUUUCUUCUAAUUUAAUUGUUCAAAAAAAAAAUCAAAAAAUUUUGAAUUGUCUGCUAACUUCAGGAUCAUCAUAAUUUUAGUAAAAAAAUUUAUCAUACUGAUGAUAACAUUGUAGCUGAUGAUGUUGCUAAUUAUGAAAACCAGUCGGCGAGAUUAAUAUUCAGUCGGAACGAAAAUUAAAAAAAUUCUUGUAAUACAACAGAAGAAAAAACCAAACGUUAUUUAUAUAUAUGUGCAAGUGAUGAAAUUUUGAUAAAUAACGCAAAGACAAUAAUAAAUAACCGGAUGUUUAUAAAUGUAGUAACUGUAAGAAUAUAUUGUAUAAAAAACGAACAUUUAUUUUACCCGCUCGCGCUCAUAUCAACGAUGAAAUUAAAUUAUAAUGAUAUUGAAGUUAGCCGACGUCUAAUAAUUUUUGGAUUUUCUUUUAGACGGUUAAUUUAAAA